AUGUAAAAGGAGGGAAAUAAAAUGGUUAGACUCUCCAUAAACUGCUCUGGUAAAGCAGGAGAUUUGUUUUGGACCCGUGGUUCUCUCUUUUGGUCAUCCCAUUGGCUGUAGGUAGCUGCUGCUCCUGACUUAUAGUCGCCGACUGAGUCAGAUAUUAAACAUGUUGAAUAUUUGCCAUAUCAGUCGGUGACAGGUCAGCAAGCAUCUUUCAGUUUACACUACACAACAGUGCGAGCACUGAGUGAUUCCCGAUUUGCUCCGAGCCAAGUUUUUGUUGCCGAUCAAUGAAAAACUGGCCCAAAAUCAUGUAGUGUGAACCUGGCAUUAAUGUACAAUGUAGGAAAAAAAUACAUUAACAUUAAAUAAGAAGGUGUAUACAAACAUUUAACUGGUAAUAUAUGGUGCAAUAUACUAUUUAGAGGAAGACCAGGUUGUUCAAGCUCAAGUACAAGGGUGAUCUUGAGCUAUCCAUUCCUGGAAGUAAAGUUGGUGGAGAAAGUGGCUGUACACAACCAAUAGUAUUAGCUCUUUAGCCCUCGUUCUCACUUUAACCUGUCUAUCAGCUGCCAGAGAGUUAUCUCGUCCUGGAAAUGCCCUCUAAGCCCCAUGUCUGCUCUACACGGGAGCUCUUAAUACUCCAGCUAAACACUUUUCACUUGCGCUCCCUCUCUGCCUCUCUUUCUCUCUCACACUCUCUCUCUCUCUUUGGCCAGUUUGGCAGGCAGAGGAAAUCCGUCACAUUUGUUGUUGUGGCUCAGCCGCCAUCCCAAGCUGCGCAGAGUCCAGACAUCUAACCCCAAAAAGCAGAGACAUGAGGCCAGAGAGGAGGGAGGCCGCUGCAGGGACGAGCUGCCUGAUGGCCUGAGUUACAAACAAAUAGCCACACGGAGAAGCUGGGACACGGAGCAAAGCAAAGACAAGGGCUUCCACCAUGCUGAUACCGUGGAGGACACUGUUCUAUCAGAUGGUGCUGAACGUGUCAUAUGACAUCGUAAAAGCCAGUUUAUGCCUUGGUGGUCAUGAUAUUUUAGCGGCAAUUAAAGAAAAUAGUCCCAUGGGGGAAUUCAUUGCAAACAUCACCAUUGCUGAAGAACCAAGGGCCAAUAGUAUUCGCCUGUGCCUCACCGGAGAGAAUGCUGGCUGGUUUUACCUUGAGGGAAGAACAAUUAGAUUAAACACGUCCUUUUCAAGAGGGCUCGACCGAGAGGUCCAGGGGUCAAUUUUGCUGGCCUCCUUAACAUGUUAUGAGGAGGACACAAAACAGAAUGAAUACAGAGUGAUGGUGGAGAUCUUGAAUGAAAAUGACAACCUGCCAUAUUUUCUUGAAAAGACUAUUCAACCACGAUCUAUUAGUGAGUUGACAGCAGUGAACUCUGUGGCGUUUUCAGUUAAAGCCAAAGAUGCAGAUGGCGACAUUAUCACAUACAUCAUUGAUAAGUUGUCUCCUGAUGCCAGCUAUUUCAGAAUUGACCUUCCCAACAGCGGAAUUAUUAUCUUGAACAAACCACUAGACUUUGAAACUAAAACCGAGCUCCAGGUGAACAUAUGUGCUGUGGAAAUGAACACCAUUGAGAAGUACAACACGACUGCAACAAUAAAAAUAAGCGUGCUGGAUGGAGAUGAUCAGUAUCCUCAGUUCCUGCCCUGUUCUCCAGUUUCAGAACACACCAUAUGCACCAACCCUCUAUACAUCGCUAACAUCUCAGAGGAAGCAGAGAACACCAUCUUGCAUUUCUCACCUGGUCCCAUUCAUGCUGAGGAUGGAGACAAAGACAUACUGGCCCCUGUGACCUACGCUAUCCUAUCAGGUGACGACAAUGGCAGAUUUACUAUCAACCAUGAAACUGGAGAAAUUACCCUGAGACGGCGAGUACAAAACAGACUGAUGGCUUCCUCUUUCAGACUUCUUAUCAUGGCUUCCCAAGUGAAUGAUCCUAAGAAGUACACAGUGACCACUGCACUGGUUCGGGUGGUGGCAGAGAACCGCUUUCCUCCUUACUUUAACAGAACUACCUACAAGGGUUUCAUUAUUGAGAACUCCAGCCCUGCGACACUAGUCUCCACUUACGGAAGCGAGGUCCUCAUCAUUCAAGCCACAGACAGAGAUUUCAAAGAUGGCAUCAACCCAAAAAUCACCUAUGCCCUUCACCCGAUCGCCACCAGCACCAAGCUGUACCAUAUCACUGAGGACGGUAUCCUGAUCGCAAAGGCCACUCAUCUCAGCGCGUUUGACAGACAUAUCCUUGAGGUGGUAGCAACAGACCAAGAGUCAGGAGAUGUUGCCAACGCCACUGUGGAUAUUGAAGUUCUACAAAGGGGACAAGCAGUUCCGAGAAGCCCCUUUGGAGAGGAGCGGCUAUUUGGGGACGUGAAUGUGGGAAUAGCUGGAGGCUUGGCUGCUGUGCUGCUGCUGCUGGCAGUGGCGGCAUUCUGUCUGCUGCUUAGAUUGCUCAGAAGAUGGAGACACCGACGGGACCCUGUAGAGAGAGGCUCUGUAGCACUGGGCAAGCACCCCAAUGUGGAGCCUUCCUCUCCCAUUCGGACUCACCAGACCCCAUAGGGAUUAAAUCACAGUUCUGCUAUAGCAGACGGGUCCUGCUGUGCUGUACAGAACAGAUGUGGGCUAUGCUGUCCCAGUGGACUGUUGUGCAAAGAGCACUUCACAAUAUCCUGGAAAGGGAUCAUGGCCGACAGCAUUGAAGUUGAACCUGGUCAUUCUUGCAUGUUAAUUAUCAAAGACUGACCUGCAGUCGUCUCUGCCAAACUCAGCACACUGCUUGGGAAAUCCAGCCCUGACUGAAGCCCAUAUGCUAUACGAUGGUAUGUACAGUAAAUAUAUGGUCACCGGAUUACUGUGGACACUGGAGUCUCUGUUUCCCUCAUUCUGCUGUCCAGCUUCAGAAGAGUGUCUGAAGUUUGCUCUGUUUCAUAAAUCAGUGGAUGAUUAAAUUAACAAUCAAAUAUGCAGUACAUAUGCAUGUAACAUUUUUUUAUGUUUUGAACUUUUUUGUAAAUUGCUACUGUUUUCAUGAUGUACAAUGUGAAGUUUUAUACAAAAGACUAGAAAUGAUGCUAUUUAUCACAAACACAUUUCACAAUACCAUCAAACAGGGCAAGAGUAGUAUUUACAUAACAUAUGUUUAUCUUUAGGCUAUUGCUAUACAUACACAAUUAGGUGUCAGAAUUGAGCACUUUAAGCGAAUAACCACACUGCAAAAAAAAAAUCCAAAUGUAA
Molecule: messenger RNA, 3235 nt
Organism: Astyanax mexicanus (Mexican tetra)
Lineage: Eukaryota; Metazoa; Chordata; Actinopteri; Characiformes; Acestrorhamphidae
Gene: cdhr5-rs
Product: cadherin-related family member 5, related sequence
Exons: 15
Coding region: 932-2560 (542 amino acids)
Biological process (GO): cell morphogenesis; calcium-dependent cell-cell adhesion; homophilic cell-cell adhesion
Cellular component (GO): adherens junction; membrane; catenin complex
Molecular function (GO): cadherin binding; calcium ion binding
Source: RefSeq, a predicted model, not a curated record